Messenger RNA from Coturnix japonica (Japanese quail), 967 nucleotides. The record is from RefSeq and is a predicted model, not a curated record. NCBI's taxonomy places the organism in Eukaryota, Metazoa, Chordata, Aves, Galliformes, Phasianidae.
CUCACACCGCAUGCGCCGACUUAAGGCGGGCGGGGGAUGGGCGCCGCCAUUUUGCGCAUGCGCAGAGCGGCAGCUCCGGCGGCGGCGGCGGAGACAAAAUGGCGGCGGUGGUUCAGAAUGUGGUGAAGCUCCUGGGUGAGCAAUACUACCGGGACGCCAUGGAGCAAUGCCACAACUACAACGCCCGGCUCUGUGCUGAGCGCAGCGUCCGCCUGCCCUUCCUCGACUCUCAGACCGGGGUGGCCCAAAGCAACUGUUAUAUAUGGAUGGAGAAGAGGCACCGGGGUCCAGGUUUAGCGGCUGGCCAGCUCUAUUCGUACCCUGCCCGGCGAUGGAGGAAGAAACGUCGCGCUCAUCCUCCAGAGGACCCCAGACUCUCAUUCCCUUCCAUUAAACCCGACUCGGACCAGCCGCAGCGCAAGGACUCCGUUGUGUGUCAGGACGGCAGCAGUUUGGAGGCGCUGCUCAGGACGGACCCACUGGACAAACGGAACCUCCCGGACCCACGGCUGGACGACGACAGCCUGGGGGAGUUCCCUGUUACCAACAGCAGGGCCAGGAAGCGGAUCCUGGAACCGGAUGAUUUCCUGGAUGAUUUGGAUGAUGAAGAUUAUGAGGAAGAUACACCGAAACGAAGGGGGAAAGGGAAAGCGAAGGGUAAAGGAGUCGGGGGAGCAAGGAAGAAAUUGGACGCCGCCAUUUUGGAGGACAGGGAUAAACCCUACGCGUGCGACAACAGUUUCAAACAAAAGAAUCCCCUGAAACCUCCCGACCGAGUCUGUGGGAAGCGCUAUAAGAACCGACCCGGGCUCAGUUACCAUUACACACACACACACCUGGCUGACGAGGAGGGGGACGACAAGGACGACUCGCAGCCCCCCACCCCCGUGUCACAGCGACCCGAGGAGCACAAGUGUAAGGGAUCAAUGGGGCUGGGGGUCGGUUAAUGGGGUUGAUUGAGGUGUUG